This is a messenger RNA of Orycteropus afer afer, 733 nucleotides long. RefSeq names its product calmodulin like 4 (gene CALML4). Gene Ontology annotation, cellular component: myosin II complex. NCBI's taxonomy places the organism in Eukaryota, Metazoa, Chordata, Mammalia, Tubulidentata, Orycteropodidae. Gene Ontology annotation, molecular function: calcium ion binding. The record is from RefSeq and is a predicted model, not a curated record.
AUGGGGAGGAGUCAGAACCCGAAACAGAUUCUCUGGGUGGAGGAACGGGUGAAGAGGCCCUGGCUGGAGCAUCAGCUGUGUACUGGAAGCUGGAAUCUGACCCUCAUGGCAUUGGGCCCGGUCUCCAUGGCAGUGCAUUUAUUACUGAGGCCUCCACCUGGCUUGGCGGACUUUCGACUUGAAGCCAGGAGGAAAGACAAGCGAGAUCACUGGUCAGGGAGCAGGCGCCCACGAGCCAAUUUCUUUUCCCAGGACCAGAUUACUGAGUACAAGGAAUGCUUCUCCCUGUACGACAAGCAGCAGAGGGGGAAGAUAAAAGCCACUGAUCUGAUAGCAGUGAUGAGGAGCCUGGGAGCCAGCCCAACGCCGGGAGAGGUGCAGAGGCACCUCCAGACUCACCAGAUAGACAGAAACGGAGAGCUGGAUUUCUCUACUUUCCUGACCAUUAUGCACAUGCAAAUAAAACAAGAAGACCCAAAGAAAGAAAUUCUCCUGGCCAUGUUGAUGACAGACAAAGAGAAGAAAGGCUACAUCAUGGCAUCGGAGCUGCGGUCAAAGCUUAUGAAACUGGGAGAGAAGCUAACUGACAAAGAAGUGGAUGAACUUUUCAGGGAAGCAGAUAUUGAACCAAAUGGUAAAGUGAAGUACGAUGAAUUCAUCCACAAGAUUACACUUCCCACGCGGGACUACUGAAGGAGGACGAGGGAGAGAGAGCCUUUCCUGAGCUUGAAAA